AUGGCCACCGAAAUACUCCCCGAACCCGAGAUUGCACAAGCGGAUAUCACCGAUGCCUUCGAGUUCUUUCGAAUGCUGGUUGAUCGUGGCUACGACCAGUCCAGUUCCUUAUCCGACAGCUCAAACUUAGUCUUCGAUCGUGAUCUUUGUCUUCUCGAUCCAGAGCUUGAUUCGGAUCGUUGUUCCAAUCUCCAUCUCCGUGACGGGCUGUGGGAGAAGACACCUAAGGGAAAAGAAAAUGUUGAGGACCUUCUGCAAUCCCUGAUGCAGUUUAGCCUUUUCUGCAAGAUACGCUGCUGCUUAAGGAGGCGCUGCCUCGAGAUGAAAUCACAGAUGGAAGAUGUCGCACCACCCUGUAACUGGGCGAACUUCCGGGAGUGGGCAUUGGUGCUGAUGUCUUGUCAGGCAUCCUGUUCAGGGCGGGAUAAACUCAACAAAGCCCAUGCGCAGCUCGCCAUGGCUGUUUCUGGCUGUUGCUUCUUCGUCAAAUCCUGGGCAGAAACGAUGAGACAAAAUGAAAGGAAAUUUUAUGAUGAGAAACGGGAAAGGAAUGCCCUCCAGGAAAAUGAUGACACCCAGGAAAGCGACAAUGGCCAGGAAGAAUGCAGCAACCCGGACAAAGAAAUCAAAGCAGACGCCAGAGACAGGAUUGAGCUGUACACCGUUUGCGACCUGAUAUAUUGGAUGCUCACCGCGCAGACUGAUAUGGGAAUUGGACCCAAGAAUUUUGGCAAUUGGGAUAACGGAUUCCUACCCGACGCUAGCAUCAUACCAGCUAUCCAGCAUGCCAAUGAUCAAAUCCAGUCCCUAAGAAUUUGUAAGCAGAGAAUUUGGAAUCUGAUCGACCUCAGCCCGCGCAAGGAUUCGGAUAUGCCUGAGCUAUUACGCACGAUCAUGAAGCAUAGUGACACCCUAGCGCUUCCGGCCUCAGGCCGGGACUCAGACCCGAUGAACCAUGCACGUUGCACCCCUAAUAAGUGCCAGUUGGCACAGAUGGAUACCAGUCGUCUGCAGCAGAUGCAUAAGUGCUCUCUCUCGAGAUGUGAAUUGCGAGAGAUCCCCGUCCAGCACCUUGACGAUGCACUGGAGCUCGGCAAAUGCAUGGCGUGGGACUUCCGUGGACCGGAAUGGUGUCUGACAGAUUGGGAUACCAAGUAUAUGGCCCUAUCACACGUCUGGUCAGAUGGCACAGGCGCGGGACCAAAUGUACCAGGCUUUGUCAACCAGUGUUUACUUGACUUCUUCACGGGCCUUGCCAGGCAACAGGGCUGUGAUGCCAUCUGGUGGGAUGUCAUUUCGGUACCCUCAAUAUACCCGGGGCGUACCAAGGCCCUACAAUCCAUGCACCGAAACUACACGCGUGCAGCCUGUACAGUGAUCCACGACCAGUAUCUGGCGAACAUCGAUUGGAGGGAGGAUGGAAGCCCAUGCAUUGCAUUUGUCCUAUCCACUUGGUUCUCCCGAGCCUGGACGGCGCUGGAGCUUCGUGCAUCGCACAAGACACUGGUCCUCUUCAAAGACGGGGAGACGGGCUUCCCUGUUGCGAAGGACCUCGACACAGAGAUUCUAGCUUCACGUCCUGUCACUGCUUCUCGCGCAUACUGGCUAGCAACAUGCUUGAUCAGGCGUAUUAGAGAGCCGAUCCAGCAUAUCGGCGAUCUAGUCGCAAUCCUCCAUUCACGAACAACAGCUCUGGUUCGCGACCGAACCAAAAUCCAUGCUUUGCUCGCCGAGGUUCCCGACUGUGACCUUCGCCGUUCGGAGGCUGCGAUCACAGAGGAUAUCCUAUCGCAUGUUAGUCGUAUCCCACAUGCCUGUCUUUUUCAUGGGAAACCGACUAUGCGCGACAGCGGCCCAUAUUCAUGGUGCCCUGCGACACUCGACGAUUUGCAUGUUGAUGUCGCCGAGGACGUGGAAGGGGACCAACGGAAACGAAAUGAUUACCAUUUGAAGAUCAGCGAUGAUGGUUGUGUGGAAGGCAUUUGGCGUUAUCGGAAGGUUUCAAUCGAGGACAUCAGGGAGAACAAACUAUCGGCGAUCGGCAAUGAGCUUGCCCCAAACACGAAGAUUAAGAUGGCUCUGCAGAAUUGGAGGACGUGCCUCAUCCUGCGGCACAGGCCGGAGGGCCCUGCCCUGCUAGUCCAGACAGUUAAAAUGGAUCACAAAAUCAGGAAGCUCCCUUGUCGAUACGUCGGUGCUGUUAACGAGGCAGGCAGGCAGAGUGCCACAAAGCCGGAUGAGUGGGCUACUGAGAUUAUCGUUAUCGGACAUGACCGCAAAUUGGAUAUCUCAGCGCCGCUGAUCAGGGCAGACAAUGCCAUUAGCAACAUCCAGGAUGUUAAGGGCUAUGAUGAAGCGAACUUUCUCGGGUCGAGGCCGGAAUCCAACCUGUCCGAUGAGAAGGAUUCUCCGGGCAUCAUAUACGACCGCUUUCCGCACCCAGAAUCCCCACUCUUUGCUAUUAAAUGGGGGCACAAAGCGCCAUGCGCCAUGAAUGAGCUGGACAAGGCGUAUGGGGAGUUGAACAAAUCUUUGAAGAAAAGUUAA
Molecule: messenger RNA, 2547 nt
Organism: Aspergillus steynii IBT 23096
Lineage: Eukaryota; Fungi; Ascomycota; Eurotiomycetes; Eurotiales; Aspergillaceae
Product: HET domain protein
Exons: 2
Coding region: 1-2547 (848 amino acids)
Source: RefSeq, a predicted model, not a curated record